This is a messenger RNA of Caenorhabditis bovis, 420 nucleotides long. The record is from the annotation of a GenBank genome assembly. NCBI's taxonomy places the organism in Eukaryota, Metazoa, Nematoda, Chromadorea, Rhabditida, Rhabditidae.
AUGAAGACCGCCGUUUUCCUCGGACUUGCCCUUCUUGCUGUCGUCGCGUUCGCCGCCGAUGAGAAGAAAAUCGACAAACUUCAAAUCGGAAUCAAGAAACGAGCUGAAGAAUGCGAGAUGAAAUCGAAGAAGGGAGACAUUCUGCACAUGCAUUACACUGGAACCCUCCUUGAUGGCACCGAGUUCGAUUCAAGCCGCUCUAGAAAUCAGGAGUUCACGUUCACCCUUGGACAGGGAAUGGUGAUCAAAGGAUGGGACCAGGGCUUGCUCAACAUGUGUGUUGGUGAACGCAGAAUUCUCACCAUUCCACCACAUCUCGGAUAUGGCGAGCGCGGAGCUCCACCAAAGAUUCCAGCCAAUGCUGUUCUGAAGUUCGACGUCGAGCUCAUGAAGAUUGACCGCAACCCAGAUGAGCUCUAA